CUCUAAUCGUGACUGGCGCUUAAUAACACAACGACGACUGAAAUCUUCAUAAUAUAAUAUUGAGAAAAACACGUAAAGACGCAAAAUACAAUUUAUAGCGCAAUUGCAAACUCACACAUCAAGUGGAAUCUGAAUAGUGCAUUAGUUAAUACAUAUUUAUAUAUACAAUUUGCAAGCUCGUUGCCAAUUUUCAAUUUCAAUUAACGCCGCAGCAGUAGCAAAAUGGCCGGAGCUACACUCUUUGAACGUGCCCAGGCAUUGUCCAGUGUGAAUCGCGAGGAGGGCAUUUCCCUGCUGAAUAAAAUAGUGCGCGAACAGGAGGUGGCCGAGAACGAUGAGGAGCUUAUUCGCAUCAAAGAGCAGGGCAUUAUGCAGCUGGGUGAGCUCUACAAACAGGAGGGCAAGGCCAAAGAAUUGGCUGACUUGAUCAAGGUGACGCGACCGUUUUUGAGCUUGAUCAGCAAGGCAAAGGCCGCCAAACUUGUGCGCUCGCUGGUCGACAUGUUCCUCGAUAUGGAUGCUGGCACGGGCAUUGAAGUGCAACUUUGCAAAGACUGUAUUGAGUGGGCCAAGCAAGAGAAACGCACAUUUUUGCGUCAAUCUCUGGAGGCUCGUCUAAUUGCGCUCUACUUUGACACGGCCCUUUAUACUGAGGCUCUUGCACUGGGCUCCCAACUGCUGCGCGAACUCAAGAAGCUCGAUGAUAAAAAUCUGCUUGUGGAGGUGCAGCUGUUGGAGAGCAAAACAUACCAUGCACUUAGCAAUUUGCCCAAGGCACGCGCUGCAUUGACCUCAGCCCGCACCACGGCUAAUGCCAUAUACUGUCCACCCAAAGUGCAGGGAGCCCUUGAUCUUCAGUCGGGCAUUCUGCAUGCGGCCGAUGAGCGUGAUUUUAAAACCGCCUUCUCUUACUUCUAUGAGGCAUUUGAAGGUUUCGAUAGCGUAGACAGUGUCAAGGCGCUCACCGCUCUUAAAUACAUGUUGCUGUGCAAGAUUAUGCUGGGUCAGUCGGACGAUGUCAAUCAGAUAGUUAGUGGCAAGCUGGCCAUAACUUACUCCGGCCGUGAUGUGGACGCCAUGAAGGCAGUUGCAGAGGCUUCACACAAACGUUCGCUGGCCGAUUUUCAGCAGGCCUUAAAAGAUUACAAAAAGGAGCUUGCCGAGGAUGUUAUUGUGCAGGCACAUCUUGGUACACUGUACGACACUAUGCUAGAGCAGAAUCUAUGCCGUAUUAUUGAGCCAUAUUCGCGUGUGCAGGUUUCACAUGUGGCGGAGAGCAUUCAUCUGCCCAUGCCACAGGUUGAGAAGAAGCUAUCACAAAUGAUAUUGGAUAAAAAGUUUAGCGGAAUUUUGGAUCAAGGCGAAGGUGUGCUUAUUGUUUUUGAAGAGACGCCCGUGGAUAAGACCUAUGAGCGUGUGCUGGAAACCAUUCAGAGCAUGGGCAAGGUGGUGGAUACGCUGUAUCAGAAGGCCAAGAAACUGUCAUAAGUCCUGAGUUCGAAUACCCACUUACCUCCACAUCAAAACACGCCCACGCCACCAUUUCAAUGAAUAUCUGCAAGGAUUAGAACACAAUUUUUCGUAUUGGCUUUCCUCCUUUAUUUAGAAAUAUUCCCACAUCAAACAAGAGAUCAUAAACUUGGUUUAACUACAUUUUUGUAAGUUUCUGCAAAUAGGCCGUAUAAUUAACAGCAGCAAUAAAUAAAUAUUCACUGGUGGUAACGGCAACUACAAUAAUGUGUUAACCAUAAUAAAAUAUUUCUAAGCAUAAUUAUUCAAUAGCAACUGCGAGCGCGAUAUGAUAAACAAAAUUAUUCAAUUAAUAAAUAAAAUACUAAA
Molecule: messenger RNA, 1839 nt
Organism: Drosophila innubila
Lineage: Eukaryota; Metazoa; Arthropoda; Insecta; Diptera; Drosophilidae
Gene: Rpn6
Product: 26S proteasome non-ATPase regulatory subunit 11
Exons: 4
Coding region: 223-1488 (421 amino acids)
Biological process (GO): ubiquitin-dependent protein catabolic process
Cellular component (GO): proteasome regulatory particle, lid subcomplex
Molecular function (GO): structural molecule activity
Source: RefSeq, a predicted model, not a curated record